CUUCUCGAUUGGAUCUAAAUUUGCCAUCAACGGAUUUGUAUACUUCUUCAAUGAGCCAGAAAUAUGGUGCCGAUGAAUCUUGUCAUCCUGAAUUUGAUCCGCAACUUUGGUGUGAUGCAAUUGGUGGUAUGGAGACUACACGGACACAUGUAUACGGCUUUGGAACUACACCACGUGGAAAGAGUUUCUUGUCUCCUACCAAUAGUAUUGGGGAAGCAUGCUCGACGGCUUGUAGUCCACAAGUUGAUCAAACUCCACAUUCUAACACUGAAGUUGAUAAUCUACGAGAAGAAGUGACGGUUGUGAAGAACAAACUACAAAGCUUGGAGGAUUCUCAAAAAAAUAUAGUGCAGAGUCAGAAUGAAAUCAAGGCUUUUUUGUCUCAAAUUACUGAGAUGUUAAAUCCUACAACAAUUGCUCGGAAUGCUGGAUUUUCUCAAUUUGGGACGAGUGAUAGAGGCCAAGAAGAAGAUACCACUGAUGAUGAAGUUUGAAUCAUGAGAGAGUGACUUAUAAAACUUGGGUGCUGCAUAACUAGUUUUAUUGCCAUAUGAUUUCUAUUAUUCAUGUUUUACUUGUGUAUGAAUAUGUUUUAGAUAUUAUGAAAGAUUGAACUUA
This is a messenger RNA of Dioscorea cayenensis subsp. rotundata (Guinea yam), 618 nucleotides long. RefSeq lists its product as uncharacterized. The record is from RefSeq and is a predicted model, not a curated record. NCBI's taxonomy places the organism in Eukaryota, Viridiplantae, Streptophyta, Magnoliopsida, Dioscoreales, Dioscoreaceae. The coding region runs from base 51 to 494 and encodes 147 amino acids. The transcript has 2 exons.